Molecule: messenger RNA, 2237 nt
Organism: Trematomus bernacchii (emerald rockcod)
Lineage: Eukaryota; Metazoa; Chordata; Actinopteri; Perciformes; Nototheniidae
Gene: sephs3
Product: selenophosphate synthetase 3
Exons: 8
Biological process (GO): L-selenocysteine biosynthetic process
Cellular component (GO): cytoplasm
Molecular function (GO): selenide, water dikinase activity; ATP binding
Source: RefSeq, a predicted model, not a curated record
UUUACACUUGUCUCUUGUUUCAACCGUUUCAACCAGCGCUCGCUGGACACACGCUCCAUUCAUCCUCGCGUCUUUAUCUGCCGGUGUACGCGGCAGGCGCUGUGUGUUUGAAGUGGUUUUCAGGCAGGCAUGUCAGGCACAACUCCCCCGCCUCCCUCGGCAGAGGCUGUGGGAACUGAGGCAUGUUUUUUCCCUGGAUACAAGCCUUUCAAACCCGAGGAGCACGGCCUGGAGCGCGGGUUCCGUCUCACAGCCUUCUCGGACCUGAAAGGAUGAGGCUGCAAGGUCCCGCAGGAGGCUCUGCUCAAACUCCUGGCGGGACUGGAGAAGGACCAGGCCGAUGGGACGGGGAAGGCCGAAGACCAAGCUUCGGAUUUCGGCCAACAGCUGCCUGGCCCCCGACUCGGUGUGGGGAUGGACUGCUGUGUGAUCCCUCUGAGGCAUGGAGGCCUCUCCCUGGUGCAGACCACAGACUUCUUCUACCCUCUGGUGGAGGAUCCUUACAUGAUGGGCAGGAUAGCGUGUGCUAACGUCCUCAGUGAUCUCUACGCCAUGGGCAUCACAGAGUGUGACAACAUGCUGAUGCUGCUGAGUGUCAGCCAGAAGAUGAAUGAAAAGGACCGUGAGCGUGUGAUGCCGAUCAUGAUUCAAGGCUUCCGUGAUGCAGCAGAGGAGGGGGGCACUUCUGUGACAGGCGGUCAGACUGUGAUCAACCCCUGGAUCAUCGUGGGGGGGGUCGCAUCAGUCGUCUGCCAGCCUAACGAGUUCAUCAUGCCGGACGGGGCGGUCCCGGGGGACGUCCUGGUGCUGACCAAGCCUCUGGGGACGCAGGUGGCUGUGAACGCUCACCAGUGGCUGGAUCAGCCUGAAAGGUGGAACAAGAUCAAGCUGGUCGUCAACAAAGAGGAAGUAAAGGAGGCCUAUCAGGAAGCCAUGUUCUCCAUGGCAACGCUUAACCGCACAGCGGCAGGUCUAAUGCACAAGUUCCAGGCUCACGCUGCCACAGAUGUGACCGGUUUCGGGCUGUUGGGACACGCCAACAACCUGGCAGCACAGCAACGCAACGAGGUGGCCUUCGUCAUCCACAACCUACCUAUCCUAGCCAAGAUGGCUGCCAUCAGUAAAGCCUGUGGAAACCUGUUCAACCUGGUGCAGGGCACGUCAGCAGAGACUUCUGGCGGGCUGUUGGUGUGUUUGCCAAGAGAGCAAGCAGCCAAGUUUUGCUCUGAGAUGAAGAGCCAGAGCUCUGGAGCUGGAGGUCAGGGGGCGCCCGGUGGAGCGUGGAUCAUCGGAAUUGUAGAAAAAGGCGACCGCCGCGCUCGCAUUAUUGACAAGCCCCGCAUCAUUGAGGUCCCACCGCGAGGAAGCCAGGCAGCCACUCAGGAGAACCACUCCAGCAGCCCCGCCCCCAGCCCCAACUUGUCAUAGUGUGUGUGUGUGUGUGUGUGUGUGUGUGUGUGUGUGUGUGUGUGUGUGUGUGUGUGUGUGUGUGUGUGUGUGUGUGUGUGUGUGUGUGUGUGUGUGUGUGUGUGUGUGUGUGUGUGUGUGUGUGUGUGUGUGUCCCCUUUUUUAGUCAAAGUGCUGAGUCAUCAUUUGGAGCGGGAGAGGGAAUGGACAGCACACAAUAAUUUAUCCAUCUUUGGAAAAAGAUGCUGAAAUGAGGCCUUCCUUUCACCGUGUUGGAAUGAAAUGUGAAUCAUGAUCUGCCUACCCUAAUCCAUACACAUUUGUAUAGUACAUCUUAAUGCAAAAACGAAAUUCUUAAGAGAAAACAUUCCAAAUCAUUGUGGCCAGUUAAUCAUGCAAAUUGAGUGUAAAUGUGUGUGUUUGAUAUUUAAUCAUUUGACUGGGGUGUUUUGCUGUGGGGAAGUUGAUCAGGACUUUUCUUUUGAAGGUGGAUGUUGUAAUUGUUGGUUGAUGUUGCUAAAUGUGUAAUGUGGAGAAGAAUGGCACCUGGCUCUGCCCUCAGGGCCACAGGAAGGCUUGAGCAGCUUCCUUUGGACCAGCGGGGGGGCGUUCAGAAUGUCUGUCUGUCAGCUGAUUGGCAGUCCAGCACCAAGUCCCUCCCACCCUUCCUUUUUAUGAAGCUCUGCCUUUAAACCCCUGUCGAUGGGGGCAGGUGGAGUGGAUGUUUGCCUUUGGAUUGGGGUCGGACUUAGACUGCUGGAGGUCUUAAGCUGUCCAUGUUUCUAGAUUUCCUGUUUUCACAAUCAAUAAAAGCAACAUCAACAUACUGA